Messenger RNA from Conger conger (European conger), 2013 nucleotides. RefSeq names its product mitogen-activated protein kinase kinase 5 (gene map2k5). NCBI's taxonomy places the organism in Eukaryota, Metazoa, Chordata, Actinopteri, Anguilliformes, Congridae. The coding region runs from base 258 to 1607 and encodes 449 amino acids. The transcript is spliced from 22 exons. Gene Ontology annotation, molecular function: protein binding; protein kinase activity; ATP binding. The record is from RefSeq and is a predicted model, not a curated record. Gene Ontology annotation, biological process: protein phosphorylation.
ACCAAUAUUACACUUCCUGGUUCGAUCCCCUGUCUACAAAUACAGUAUCUAAUUGAUAUUGGCCAGCUAUAGUCAACUGAAAACAUUGACAAAAUUAGUCGUCGAGCACAAACCGGGGAUAAUGUGGACGUUGAGCGAUGACCUCGCGCUACCGUUUUUAUUUGUAAUCUAGUCUUAAUGUCGUCAGAAACUAAGGAUGUGACUGUCGACUGUUCAACAAAGUUGAGUCUGACUAUGACAAGCUUUGUCCGUCUGCUAUGCUUUUACUGGUUUUAAAUAGCUUUUGCGCCAUGGACACCGAAGGAAUUGUGAUCCGAAUUAAAACGCCCGGCGGAGACAUGGAUUCGUCUGUGGACUGUCCGUCAUUACUGAGCUUUAAUGACUUGCUGGUUGCAAUUAGGGAAGUUAUGCCCGAAGCGACUAUCACAGCAUUUGAGUAUGAGGAUGAGGUCGGCGACCGAAUCACGGUGCGGAGUGACGAAGAGCUGAAAGCCAUGCUCUCCUAUUACUGCAGCACAGUGAUGGAGCAGCGUGUGAACGGACUUCUCCCCGAGCCACUCCACAUCUUCCCCCGAGCUGGCAAGACCCCAGGGAUCCGGAACAUUCACGGGCUGAAGGUGAACACACGUUCUGACCCAGGUGAAAACUGUGCUCCCGCUCCUCCCGAGAUGCUGCCCAACAACAGCUUAAAGAAAUCGUCCGCUGAACUGAAGAGGAUCCUGACCAAUGGACAGAUAAAUGAGCAGGACAUUCGAAUCCAGGAGCUGCUGGGUCAUGGCAACGGGGGAACGGUGUACAAAGCAUACCAUCACCUGGGAAAGCGGGUUUUAGCAGUCAAGGUCAUCCCCCUGGACAUUACCGUGGAGCUGCAGAAACAGAUCAUGUCCGAACUGGAGAUCCUCUACAAGUGCGACUCCCCCUACAUCAUCACCUUUUACAGUGCCUUCUUUGUGGAGAACCGCAUAUCCAUCUGCACAGAGUUCAUGGACGGGGGCUCUCUGGACGUUUACCGGAAGAUUCCGGAGCAUGUGCUGGGAAGGAUUGCUGUGGCAGUUGUAAAAGGACUAAACUAUCUGUGGAGCCUGAAGAUUUUGCACAGAGACGUUAAGCCCUCUAACAUGCUGGUGAACACACAGGGGGAGGUCAAACUGUGUGAUUUUGGAGUCAGCACUCAGUUGGUGAAUUCCAUUGCGAAGACAUACGUAGGCACAAAUGCGUACAUGGCGCCUGAGAGGAUAUCGGGGGAGCAGUAUGGGAUCCACUCAGACGUGUGGAGCGUUGGGAUCUCGUUCAUGGAGCUAGCACUGGGAAACUUCCCCUACCCCCAGAUCCAGAAGAACCAAGGGUCUUUAAUGCCUCUUCAGUUAUUGCAGUGUAUUGUGGAUGAGAAUCCCCCUGUACUUCCUGUGGGCCAGUUCAGCGAGAAGUUCAUUAAUUUCAUCACUCAGUGCAUGAAAAAACUUCCCAAAGAACGCCCUGCACCAAACAAUCUCAUGGACCAUCCCUUCAUCAUGCAGUACAACGACGGCUCCGUCGAGGUGGUGUCCAUGUGGGUGUGCAGGUGCCUGGAGGCCCGGCGGGCACUGCUGCAGCGCCAGGGCGUGUAGCGUGUAGCGUGUAGCGUGACCCCCAACAAGAGCCACGGCGACACGGCCUGCCCGCCAACACCUCCCUCCUGUGUCACGGCAACACCUCCCUCCUGUGUCACGGCAACACCUCCCUCCUGUGUCACGCCAACACCUCCCUCCUGUGUCACGGCAACACCUCCCUCCUGUGUCACGGCAACACCUCCCUCCUGUGUCACGCCAACACCUCCCUCCUGUGUCACGGCCAAGGCACGGGAUAGGCUGCACCAGAGCUGGCAUGCAACGACACAGCUUGCGCACACACACACACACACACACACACACACACACACACACACACACACAUACACACACGCGCACACACAUACACACACACACACACACACACGCACGCGUGCGCACACGCACACGCGCGCACACACACACA